Messenger RNA from Raphanus sativus (radish), 775 nucleotides. RefSeq names its product transcription initiation factor TFIID subunit 10-like. Gene Ontology annotation, cellular component: transcription factor TFIID complex; nucleus; SAGA complex. The coding region runs from base 184 to 591 and encodes 135 amino acids. The record is from RefSeq and is a predicted model, not a curated record. The transcript is spliced from 6 exons. Lineage: Eukaryota; Viridiplantae; Streptophyta; Magnoliopsida; Brassicales; Brassicaceae. Gene Ontology annotation, molecular function: RNA polymerase II general transcription initiation factor activity; promoter-specific chromatin binding. Gene Ontology annotation, biological process: transcription initiation at RNA polymerase II promoter.
AAUAUUUCUCAAACUGUUUAAUCCAACCGGCGGCGAGUGGAGUCAGUCGGAGAUUUAAGGAUUUCAAAGGCGACUCAGUAGUCGUCUCUCCGAUCCCUUUACCUCGUCUAAUCUCAACUCGCUGCUUUAUCACGUCACAGCUUCGUUUAGGUUUCGCAAUCUCGCUCACAUUGGUGGGGGGAGAUGAAUCAGGGCCAACAAUCUGGCGAGGCGAAGCAUGAAGAUGAUGAUGCUGCUCUUACAGAGUUCCUUGCGUCACUGAUGGAUUACACUCCCACUAUUCCUGAUGAUUUAGUGGAGCACUACUUGGCUAAGAGUGGGUUUCAGUGCCCUGACGUACGAUUGAUAAGGCUAGUUGCUGUAGCUACACAAAAGUUUGUUGCAGAUGUUGCCAGCGACGCCCUUCAGCACUGCAAGGCUAGACCAGCACCUGUUGUGAAAGACAAAAAACAGCAAAAGGAUAAACGUUUAAUAUUGACAAUGGAAGACCUUUCCAAAGCUUUGCGUGAGUAUGGUGUGAACUUUAAGCAUCCAGAAUAUUUUGCUGAUAGCCCUUCCACCGGAAUUGAUCCUGCUACGAGGGAGGAGUAGGAACCAGCAUGAAGUCUUGACCAUAUUUUACUAGUAAGAAAUGAUCGUGUGUGAGAGAUGAGAGAUCCCUUGUUUUAUGUUAGUUUUCAGUGAAACUCCUAGUUACAUGUAUAUUCUUUUUUUUUGUUGUUUGUUUCUUGACUUGUGUCUCUCUCUUGAUAAUAAGAUUUCUGAGUUCUUGGUA